Molecule: messenger RNA, 2412 nt
Organism: Lolium rigidum
Lineage: Eukaryota; Viridiplantae; Streptophyta; Magnoliopsida; Poales; Poaceae
Product: beta-1,3-galactosyltransferase GALT1-like
Exons: 7
Coding region: 80-1999 (639 amino acids)
Cellular component (GO): Golgi membrane
Molecular function (GO): carbohydrate binding; galactosyltransferase activity
Source: RefSeq, a predicted model, not a curated record
GUAUGGUGAUGUGAUACCAUAGGCUGAAAACAUAUUGAAUGUGAUCCUCGGACAAACCUGUCAUUGUCAAUUUUGAGUGAUGAAGAAAUGGCACGGUGGUUCUGUCAUAGUAUCUCUGUUCGUAAUCUUGAUGCUAAGAUACUUGAUACUGGAUAGCCCGCUUGCAGAAAGAUCUCUUCGGUAUGUCUUGCAACAAAAUAGCACCACACAGCUACACUGGCUAGAUGUUCCGAAUCCACCUGCUGUUCAUAAUCCGCAGAACUCCUCUCAAGUAAUAUCGACUGAACUGUUAGCUUCCAGCCUUUCCAUCACGAGAAAUCUAUCUGAUAAAGAAAUGCAGUCACUGCGUUCUUGGAAUCAUCUGAGGGACCUAGUAAGCAAUGCCCACAUCCUACCAGAUGGAUUGGAUGCAAUUAAGGAAGCUGGAGUUGCAUGGAGGACACUAAAUGCAGCUCUGGAACAUGAUGCUUCAGCUGUUUCAGUCAGUGACAGCACACAGUACAAGGACAAAGAGAAGCAAUGCCCGUAUUCUAUUCGAAGAAUGAAUGCUACAAGUUCAGGUAACAGAUUUGUUCUAAAAGUUCCCUGUGGGCUUAUUCAGGGCUCUUCGAUAACCAUUAUUGGUACUCCUGGUGGUCUUCUGGGUAACUUUAAGAUAGACUUGACUGGAGUUGCAGUCCCCGGUGAACCAGACCCUCCAAUUGUGCUUCAUUACAAUGUCCGCCUUUUUGGUGAUAAACUUACAGAAGAUCCUGUUAUUGUCCAAAAUACAUGGACUAUAGCUGAUGAUUGGGGUUCUGAAGACCGUUGUCCAUCUUCUGGUUCGGAUGCUAAGGACAAUGCAAAAGUGGAUGAUUUAGAAAAAUGUAGUAGCAUGGUGGGCAAUGAACAGAAACAAAUCCUGGCCUCAAAGUUAAAUUCCAAUUUUUCAAGAAUGCACCCUACCAGGAAAAAGAUUGGAGAACCUAAAAAAUAUUACCCAUUCAAACAAGGAUAUCUUGCUAUAGCAAUUCUUCGCGUUGGAGCAGAGGGUAUUCAUAUGACUGUAGACGGGAAACAUGUCACUUCCUUUGCAUUUCGAGAGGAUUUGGAGCCUGGGUUUGUUGGCGAGGUAAGAAUAGCAGGAGAUAUUAAAUUGCUGUCUCUGAUAGCAAGUGGCUUACCUACAACGGAGGACUUUGAGCAUGUCACUGACUUGGCAAUAUUGAAGGCUCCACCUGUCCCUAUGGAUAAAUUUGUUGAUCUAUUUAUUGGGAUAUUCUCUACGGCAAAUAAUUUUAAACGAAGGAUGGCGGUUCGCAGAACAUGGAUGCAAUAUGAUGCUGUCCGAUCAGGAAAAGUCGUAGUGCGGUUCUUUGUUGGCCUGCACAAAAAUGAGGUGGUGAAUGAGGAGCUCUGGAAUGAAGCGCGAACAUAUGGAGACAUUCAAUUGAUGCCGUUUGUUGAUUAUUACAGCUUGAUUCUUUGGAAGACCAUCGCCAUUUGCAUAUAUGGGACAAAUGUGCUUUCAGCCAAGUAUGUGAUGAAAACAGAUGAUGAUGCUUUUGUUCGUGUAGAUGAGAUACUUUCCUCCCUACAUCAAUUAAAUAUCAGCCAUGGACUGCUGUAUGGCCGUGUCAAUUCUGAUUCCCAGCCCCAUCGAGAUCCGUAUAGCAAGUGGUACAUUACUUCAGAGGAAUGGCCCGAGGAGAGCUAUCCCCCAUGGGCACAUGGCCCAGGAUACAUUGUAUCUCAGGAUAUAGCAAAAGAAGUUUACAGGAAACACAAGAGAGGGGAGCUUAAGAUGUUCAAGCUGGAGGAUGUGGCAAUGGGAAUAUGGAUUAAUGAGAUGAAGAAGGAAGGUUUGGACGUCAAGUACGAGAACGAUGGAAGGAUCUUGGUGGUAGGCUGUGAGGAUGGGUAUGUAGUUGCCCACUACCAGGAGCCAAGGCAGAUGAUGUGCCUCUGGGAUAAAAUCCAGAAAGGAAAGCGAGGAAUCUGUUGCAAUGAGUAUCAGUAAACAGUCUUCUGUAUUCUGAAGGCGGUUGUCUGCUGACACCUAUGAGGCCAUGACAUAUGUGUGAGACUAUCCUUCCAUGGAAGAGGAGUCAGAGAGCUUCUCGCAAAUUGCUUCUGAUCGCAGAACUGAUAGGCGACAAUUUUUGUGGAUACCUACCUAUUUCUGGAGUACAUUUAAGGCUAACUACCACAUAUUUUUUUUGUAGAUGUAGAAGGCCUCUUCUGUUUUGGCCAUAGAUAGGAAGGUGUGGCUUCUUGUAACAUAUCUUACUAGUAUGUAGGUUGACAUUCUCAGGAUAGACGGAGAGCCAGCGUUAUAUUCUUUUCCGGUGGAUGCAUUUUGCAUCUGAUGUAAAUCUUUUUGAGAACCUGAAUUUUGCAUGCUAAAGAAUGCCACUAUUUUAAAGAUCUUCA